Molecule: messenger RNA, 417 nt
Organism: Copidosoma floridanum
Lineage: Eukaryota; Metazoa; Arthropoda; Insecta; Hymenoptera; Encyrtidae
Product: venom serine protease Bi-VSP-like
Source: RefSeq, a predicted model, not a curated record
AUGGAUUACUUUUGCGGUGGUUCAAUAAUCAGCAUUGACCAUAUUGUAACUGCUGCUAGUUGCAUCAUUAACAAACUUAACAAAUUUAUUAAACACGAUGUUACAAUCGCACAAAUAAACUCGAUAAACAACUCUGGUACGAAAAUUCUGGGACAAGUUGAGAAGAUGUACAUUCCUAGUGAUUACACUCCUGGUAAAAAUGAUAUUUCAGUUCUCAAGUUAAAAGAUAGCUUGAGACAACAACGGAAUCAAACGUUAAGGAAAUUGGAUUUUGCUUUAAAUAUGCAAGUUUACUAUGACAUUGUUAAAAAAGUAUGCCAUCCCAGGAAUGUUUUAUCAAACGAGUUUAUAUCGAACAAAAGUAAUCGAUACUGGGGCUUUACCUGCGAGUACAGUACUGUUGCUAGUUUUGGUUGA